Messenger RNA from Exophiala bonariae, 1830 nucleotides. RefSeq lists its product as uncharacterized. The transcript has 2 exons. Lineage: Eukaryota; Fungi; Ascomycota; Eurotiomycetes; Chaetothyriales; Herpotrichiellaceae. Gene Ontology annotation, molecular function: oxidoreductase activity; FAD binding. The coding region runs from base 1 to 1830 and encodes 609 amino acids. The record is from RefSeq and is a predicted model, not a curated record.
AUGGCUUCAACUAUCAACGAGGCGGAGAAUGGAUUGGCAGACCUGGGCCCCAAAGAUGCCAAGUCAGCCGGAACUGCAGACAUCGAAGUAGAAACACCUGUGUUGAUAGUUGGUGGAGGACCAGUGGGAAUGCUGCUUGCAUACGCCCUGUCAGCGUACCAUGGCCAGCCAUGUGUUCUGGUAGAGCAGUCCCCUACGACGACGACAUAUCCCAAGAUGGAACUCACACAAGGACGCGCCAUGGAGAUCUACCGCUGGCUGGGACUGGCCGACGAGCUGAGAGCACUGGGCGUCCCAGAAUCCGAACAUCUGGAUGAGGUGAUUUCCACGGGUCUCGGAGAGGACGGGCACAUCAUCACGGUGUGGAAGCGAGACAGCCCCGCCGAGAUACGCCGCAAGAGCGAGAGAUUAAACGACGGCACUCUCCCUCGCGAGCCUUAUUUGCGUUGUCACCAGAUCCCCAUUGAGAAGUGGUUGAAAGAGAAAAUCUCCAAGGAGGAGAAAGUCGCCAGUUUCUGGGGUUGGAAAUUCCUUGGAUUGGACGAAAAAGACACCGAGGUGAUCAGUGAAGCCAUGGAUGCCAAUGGAAGGAAGUUGAAGAUCAAGAGUGCUUAUGUUGUUGGAUGCGAUGGCGCGGGAAGUAUCGUAAGACGCAGUGCCGGUCUUGAGGGACCUAGGACUGACCUGGCGAUACAUAUGGCUUUCAUUCAUUUCGAAUCAACAGAUUUCGACAUCCUCCAUUCACAGGGGAAAUUUUGGCAUCUCCUGAUGAUGGGUGGCUCCAUUAUUGUCGAUCAAGGCGCAGGAAUUUGGACACUUCAUAGAAUCGUCGCCCCUGGGGUCGAUGAUGCUUCCGAGGAAGAUCCUCUCAGCGUGAUAGCCGAGGUUGUUGGCGGACUGUCUGGGCCACGUCCCAUCAAUGUCGAUCGAAUUCUUGUCCAGGGUAAAUGGGGCACUCUACUGUCGAUCGCAUCGGGGUUCAGGUCUGAAAAGGGCCGAGUCUUCUUGACAGGGGAUUCAGGUACGUUUUUGACUGCUAAUGGGAAGAUGACCUCGACUGACAAGGCGAAAGCACAUCCACUAUCACCCAUGGGCGGCCAUGGUCUCAAUACCGGGAUCUGUGACUUGUGGGACAUAAGUUGGAAGCUUGCAGCUGUGUUGUCUGGUUGGGGUGGUCCGCGGCUACUGCACUCGUAUGAUAUUGAGCGAAGACCAAUCGCUCUCGCCAAUGCAGCAAUGGUGAACAAGGCGGCUGUAGAGGUCGCGGUGCCAAUAUUGACUGCAGCGGAUCGUGUUGGAGCUGCACAACUCACAGCGAAGGACGAAGCAGGCCAAAGGACUCGGGAUGAUCUGGCUAAGGAAGCUGAUCAAGGCCAUUGGCUUCACAAUCAGACCAACAAGCUACUUGGGUAUCGGUACAAUUCUCCGAUCAUAAUCCAAGACGAAGAUGGAACAGCUGCCCCUGUGAGCGAAGAUGAAAUCACAAAAUAUCUUCCGACAAGCUGGCCAGGCGGCCGUCCUCCCCAUGUCUUCCUCGCUGAUGGUAAGACGAGCAUAUUUGACUUGUUUGGCAAAGGAUUUAGUCUGGUCGACUUUUCAGCUAGUGGCCAGCUGGGAAAGAUCUUCUCCUCGGCCUCCAGUCAACUAUCAGUGCCGCUAGAGGUCAUACACUUGCCUCAAGAGCGACAUGUGCGAGAUCUAUGGGAGCGAGAUGUCGUGCUCGUUCGACCGGACGGACAUGUUGCCUGGCGCUCAACCAAUUCAGAGGAACAGAGCUUAGACAUUGAAGCGGUCACGGCUGUUUUGAACCAAGUGAGAGGGAUGGUGUAA